Malania oleifera is the source of this 1238-nucleotide messenger RNA. Its product is annotated as bidirectional sugar transporter SWEET14-like. Bases 76 to 999 code for a protein of 307 amino acids. NCBI's taxonomy places the organism in Eukaryota, Viridiplantae, Streptophyta, Magnoliopsida, Santalales, Ximeniaceae. Gene Ontology annotation, biological process: carbohydrate transport. Gene Ontology annotation, cellular component: membrane. The record is from RefSeq and is a predicted model, not a curated record. Gene Ontology annotation, molecular function: sugar transmembrane transporter activity. The transcript has 6 exons.
ACGGUAUUGUGGAACUGAGAAAGAGAGAAAGAGAGAGAGAUCAUAGAAAGAGAUAGAAGAGUUGAGGCUGAGGAAAUGGCUGUUUUGAUCAUUAAUCUGACAUGGGUUUUUGUUUUUGGUCUCUUAGGUAAUAUCAUCUCUUUCAUGGUGUACCUUUCUCCACUGCCAACAUUCUGCAAAAUAUACAAGAGGAAAUCAACAGAAGGGUUCCAGGCAGUUCCUUAUGUAGUUGCAUUGUUCAGUGCAAUGCUGUGGAUAUACUAUGCAUUGCUCAAGCAAGGAGCCAACCUUCUCAUCACUGUUAACUCUGUGGGAUGUCUCAUAGAGCUCAUCUACAUUUCCAUGUACCUCUUUUAUGCACCAAAGAAAGCUAAGAUUGCAGCUAUGAAGCUUCUUCUUUUGCUGAAUUUCGGUGCAUUCGGGUUGAUCCUCGUAGUAACUACGUUCCUAGCAAAUGGAUCCAAAAGGGUGAAGAUUCUUGGAUGGUUCUGCGUAGCAUUCUCUGCCAGCGUCUUCGCUGCACCUCUCUGUGUUAUUAGGCAAGUUAUAAGGACAAAGAGUGUGGAGUUCAUGCCAUUUCCCCUGUCCUUUUGUCUCACACUCUGUGCAGUUGUGUGGUUCUUCUAUGGCCUACUAUUGAAAGACACGUGCAUUGCACUUCCAAAUGUGCUGGGUUUUGGGUUUGGAAUAGCUCAGAUGGUGGUCUAUGCAGUGUACAGAAACAGCAAUAGGAGGGAUGCAGGUGAUAAUAUUCAGGAGCAGAAUAAGGUUUCUGAAUUGUCAGAGCAGAUCAUUGAAGUUGUGAAGUUGAACACUGUGGUGUGUAAGGAAAUGGAUAUAAUUGCAGCAGCAGCAGUAGUUGCAGCUCCCCAGCUCAUAGCUGCAGUUGCUGCCCCUCAGCUGAUCAUCAACCAAAACUACAAAGACUCUGAGCUGCUUCAUGAAGCAGCAGAACAAAGGGACCAGAUCUGCUUGGAAGCUUCCAUUAAUAAUGUCUAACCACUCCUUAAAAUGAAUUGAGUGGGACGACAAAGUGUCCUUUACCUCCCAAAAAAAAAAAAUUUGUGCUUUAACAAUGGUCUCUCCCUUUUAAGCCUCCCCCCUCCCCCCUCCCCCCUCCCCAAACCCUGUCUAGGCCCUGCUAUCUCUCUCUCUCUCUCUCUCUCUCUCUCUCUUGUUUGUAUUGUACCGUGCGUGUUUGUUUUAAAUAAAUGAAUGCGCAAGCAUCCUCUUUCUCA